AUGAGACUGAUUUUUUGGACCUGCCUGCUAUUCCUCGGGUCCUGUCAAGGAUAUGUCCGCUUCACCAACCUAAAAUGCGAGAGCUUGGACGAGGAGUUCAUACUCUUUCCCACCUGCCGUCUAAAUGUCGUCGGAAGGGGCAUCAUAGCUGCCAAUGUCUAUGCGAAGCUUCUGAAACUGCCCAUAACCAGAAUGGUGAUGAGAUUCAACAUGUAUCGCAAGUUGAAUGGCUAUCAUCCGUUUCUGUUCAAUGUAUCCCAUGAAAUAUGCCACUUUAUGAAGUAUCCGAAUCGCAAGCAGGUCUUCUACUAUUUUCAUAGGGCAUUUAUGUCUUCCUCCAACCUGGAUCACACCUGUCCCUAUAAUCAUGAUGUUAUUGUGAGGAACUGCUCUUUGGAGGAUAAGAUGUUUAAAAUGGUUCCGUUGCCCCAAGGAAGUUAUAAACUGACUCUCGAAAUGGACAAUGGAGCUUUCAAAUGGGUUGCCAUUGUCACCAUGUAUCUGGAUAUUAAUGUGGAUAAAGAGGAUUGA
This is a messenger RNA of Drosophila bipectinata, 531 nucleotides long. RefSeq lists its product as uncharacterized. The record is from RefSeq and is a predicted model, not a curated record. Lineage: Eukaryota; Metazoa; Arthropoda; Insecta; Diptera; Drosophilidae.